Molecule: messenger RNA, 1334 nt
Organism: Phymastichus coffea
Lineage: Eukaryota; Metazoa; Arthropoda; Insecta; Hymenoptera; Eulophidae
Exons: 5
Coding region: 63-470 (135 amino acids)
Source: RefSeq, a predicted model, not a curated record
CUCGGCUGCAUAUACAAACUACAUGCGGCUUUCAUUAGUAAAUAAAUGUAAUCUAAUGCAACAUGGAGGCAGAACAGAGCCAACCUAGACAAUUAUUUGCUCCAGUAAAAAAUAGUCCCAUGCAAUUUUCAAUCAUUCGUAAGAACUUGCUGGCCAUUGAAUGUAAAAGAGUUAUAAAACAUAUAAAGGAGCAAGGUGGUGAGUUCAUGGGUUUUGAUCCAGAAGACAGCAAAUAUAUAAAUUUAGCAAGUGACAAAUAUAAGCCUCCAUCAGAUCAAAUUGUGUUUGAGAUCAAAUAUGUAAAAAAGUGUAUAAAUGCAAACAGACUUUUGAAUUUGGAUGCUUUUCAAAUUAGCGGUAAAAAAUUAUCAGAUUCUGGAUGUAUGAGCUUGCAUGAAUUACUUGAAAUCGAAAAUUGUGAACAUUUGUAUACAGCAGAAAAAAUUUUAGAAAUGAUUGAAAAACUGUAAGACAAUGAAAAAAAGUAUAUCGGGCUUCUUUUCAACCAAGAGCUUGCGCUGAGAACGGAAAAAUUAUUGGAUCUAACAGUGACCCCAAAUUAUGCGUCGAUGAGUGUUACGUAAGUGACCUGUCGAUCCCUUUGUUUAUUUGGCUACUAUUCUGUUAAUGAAGAAAAAGAAAAUCUGUGAACAAAACUGAAAGCUAUUAUUUCCUAAUAAAUUUUUGUAAUAGCGUAUCGAACGAUUUUACGAUUGCCGUUAUUGCUUCUUCUUCCAGCAUUGUCAUAAUUAUAUAGAAGAGUGGAGAGGGGAUGCGAUUCGUGCGAUCGUAUCGAGAAAAACUCUGUUGUUUUUCAGAUCGCAGCCAGAUUAUUAUCUCAAGUUUUACAAUGGAUCAUGAUUGUGUUUUAUACUUUACUAGUUCAGGAAAUGAGCAAAUAGAUCGUUGAUAUUAUAGUAUUGAAUUUAUGCCGUUAUUGAUUACGAGCUUUCUCAAGCAACUAUGUCGAAAUUUAUUAUUUCCGUUAAAUAGGAAUAAUUUUCAAGGAUGUCAAUAUUUGGAUUAGCUUUUUGUGAUCUAAUCAAAACCUUUGCGAGUAAUAUAAAAAAAUCUAUUUAAUUUAUAUUAUGUGAACGGUUGAAUGAUAUUAAGAAAAUAACAAUUGCAUCGUUGCCAAUUACGUUUGUCGUUUGUUAUUGAAAUAAUAAUUACAAUUAAAGCGUAAGCUUUGUUGUGAAAUUAUUCAAUUAAUUUGUGUUAAUAGAAAAACAAUUUAUUAUGUAAUAUUAAUACCUACAAAGAGUGAAAAAUGAAGCAUGUAUUUUUUAUUAAAUAUAUUUCAAAUGAAGUUUGAGCGAUUGUAAUAAAAGCUA